Messenger RNA from Strongylus vulgaris, 552 nucleotides. NCBI's taxonomy places the organism in Eukaryota, Metazoa, Nematoda, Chromadorea, Rhabditida, Strongylidae. The record is from the annotation of a GenBank genome assembly.
AUGUCGCUAAAACUGUCCGACCUUCUACCUGCACCGUCUUCGAUCACAGACGAAUAUUCACAAGUGCGAAGAGAUCCUUGGUUCCGCGGGCGAGAAGAUGCAUUACCUUCUACCGCCAUUGUUGUAAAAGAACCGCCUCCUUAUGGGAAACGUCAAGGUUUCAAACCGCGCACACCCGAAGACUACGGCGAUGGCGGAGCAUUCCCAGAGAUCCACUUUGCUCAGUUUCCGCUUGGUAUGGGCAUGGGAGAACGAAAAGGAAAAAGUGAGGGUCAAAUCGCAUUGCAGUAUGACGCAGACGGAAAAUUAAGGCAUGACGCUAUUGCGAGAAUCGGCCACGAUAAAAAUAAGAUUGUUUAUACAAAAUUAUCCGAUAUGCGUGCCAAAGUCUGGGAUGAAGAGGAUGAGGACAUACAACGCCCCGAUGAAGAAACAAUUGCAGAACAGACAGAGAAGACAAGAUUGGCUUUGGAAAAGAUCACUGAGAGCAAGGUGGGCAACUUCAAAUGUAUCAUUGCUAGUCUGCUGUUCCAAAUCUCGAAUGAAUGUGCU